AUGGAUCGGUUUGAGAAGGGAGGGCGUGUAGAAGUGAAUCCGCAGCUCUUCGAUACUUGUGUGAGUGUCGUAGAGGUUCGGUACGUUUUGGACUUCGGAAUUGUGCGGAAGAUGGUUUUCGAUGAAGAGCGGGCCAUGCAGAGCCUUUGCAACACAUGGAGUUCCCAGGCUACCUGCCGGCAGCGGCGUGGCCGUUGUGGUCGAUUGCAAGAAGGUGUCAUCAUUUACCUCUUUCCUCGAAGCCACUAUGAGCGAUUGCAGCCUUAUGCCUCCCCUGAGGUGCUCGGCGUCCCGCUGGAGUCAAUUUACCUGAAGAGCCGUGUGCUGCUGCAUCACUUGGGGACUCCAGAGCAGCUUUUGGGGCAGCUCAUUGACUCACCGCCACAGCAGCGCAUUGAAACUGCAGCCCAGAAUCUACGUGACUUGGGUGCCUUGAAGGGCGAGCAGGUUGCAUCUUUGGGCCGAAUUGCAGUCUUCAUGCCCACCACGAUUCAGCUCACCAAGUUGAUAGUUCUCAGCUGGGCGCUGGGCAUCCCAGCAGACGGCAUCGUCAUUGCCGCAGCGCUCAGCACCCAGGAUGUUUUCAAAAUGGCGGCCCCCGCUAAUUGCCGCAACCUUGAGGACUUUCCUGCCCAUCUCUCGCACAACUACAUCACCCGAGCCCGCUUUGAUGCGGGGCAGUUCUCGGAACCCAUCAUGUGA
Molecule: messenger RNA, 702 nt
Organism: Durusdinium trenchii
Lineage: Eukaryota; Dinophyceae; Suessiales; Symbiodiniaceae
Source: the annotation of a GenBank genome assembly